Messenger RNA from Cyclocybe aegerita, 336 nucleotides. Lineage: Eukaryota; Fungi; Basidiomycota; Agaricomycetes; Agaricales; Hemipholiotaceae. The record is from the annotation of a GenBank genome assembly.
AUGCGCCACGAUCUAGUGCUAGAAAUCGUCAAGGCUUGUGAACGCACGGUCGAACUUCAGGCUUCCGCAGCGCUCUGUAAUCGUCGCCGGACGGUGGCGUUACACUUACGAUACUACAUGCAAGUCCGUUCUUCGCAUAGAAAUCCAUUGGAUCUUCUUGAAAUCCUUGUAGGCAAGACGCCACUCCCUACCAACCACCCACUACGCGACUCGACCCCGCCUCGACCUCGCCGCUCCACGGCCGCGUACGAGUCCUCAAAUGAACUUGAGGCUUCUUCGACGUCGAUGUGGCGGGCCACGAUAAUUAAUAUUAUUAUUAAUAAAGCCUCGCUCUAG